AUGAUCAAAUUCGAAAGGUCUGAUCUUAAAAUUGCUAAAGGAUCAUACUUCUCAUUUACUAACGGUACAAUUGAUGACUUUUGUUUGUUAUCGUUAGAAAAUUCGGUAUUUUUAAGUACAACGAUCGAUCACAUUAUCGGAUUGCGUGAUAUAUUACCAUCAUUAACCGAAAACAUGUAUUCUAAUAGUCAAUAUGAACCAGAUUUUUUGAUUUACGCCGAAAGCUCAUUUUAUCAUACAUCAGCACCAAAUCCAGUCAUUUAUGAUCCAAAUUUACGCGAUCUUGCAUUUAAUUUCGGUGAAGUUUAA
Trichomonas vaginalis G3 is the source of this 309-nucleotide messenger RNA. RefSeq lists its product as uncharacterized. Bases 1 to 309 code for a protein of 102 amino acids. The transcript has a single exon. The record is from RefSeq and is a predicted model, not a curated record. Lineage: Eukaryota; Parabasalia; Trichomonadida; Trichomonadidae.